Salarias fasciatus (jewelled blenny) is the source of this 5266-nucleotide messenger RNA. It is a transcript of the gene lrrfip1a, whose product is annotated as leucine rich repeat (in FLII) interacting protein 1a. Gene Ontology annotation, molecular function: RNA polymerase II cis-regulatory region sequence-specific DNA binding; DNA-binding transcription factor activity, RNA polymerase II-specific. The coding region runs from base 418 to 4209 and encodes 1263 amino acids. The transcript is spliced from 12 exons. Gene Ontology annotation, biological process: regulation of transcription by RNA polymerase II. Lineage: Eukaryota; Metazoa; Chordata; Actinopteri; Blenniiformes; Blenniidae. The record is from RefSeq and is a predicted model, not a curated record.
UCGCUGGUUCGAGUCUGACUCCGACAGGUGGUGGAGAAACACUGCCGCCCCACCACGCCGCUUCCACUGAGACAAACUCUCUCACCCCGCGUGGAUUUCUUUUAUUUCUUUUAUUUCUUUUAUUACUUUUCAUUGAUCGAGGCGGUUUAAGUCAGGUUUGUGGACCCGGUGGACCCCCGCGUGUCAGAUGCUGCUGCCGCUGCGGGUGUGAAGCGGCUCGCGCCCCGCUAACAAACACAGGAAGACGCGUUAAACGGAUGUGUGACAGAAUGACCCUCGCUGUGUCAUCUCCUGCUCUGCUUCUGUGGACCUGACGUUUUAGCGACUCUCUCCCGCUCGCUUUGGAUUACUGAAGCGCGCUGGUUUUGUUUUUUUUAAUUCCACUUUAAGGACGUUUGGAGCGCGUGAGGGGGAGACAUGGGGACUCAGGGGACGGGACGGAAAAGAUCCACCAAGAAGGACAGGUCGACGGCGGAGGACGAUGCCCUCAAUCUCAUCGCCAGAGAGGCCGAGGCCAGGCUGGCGGCGAAGAGGGCGGCCCGGGCCGAGGCCAGGGAGAUCCGCAUGAAGGAGCUGGAGCGGCAGCAGAAAGAGCUGUCAGACGAAGAUGAGCGGAUGUCGGUGGGGAGCCGGGGCAGCGUCAGGGUGGAGGACAGAGAUUAUCUGGAGAAGGGAUCUCGUGCUGCCUCUGCCUUAACGGCGGCCACGCUCACCUCUUUAGGCGGCUCGUCGUCCAGGAGAGGGAGCGGAGAGACGGCUCUCACUGUAGACGCCGAGAGCUCCCUACGAGAAAUAAAGGAGAUUCAUGAACUCAAGGAUCAAAUCCAGGAUGUGGAAUCCAAGUAUUCGCAGAACCUAAAAGAAGUCAAGGAUGCGUUAGCACAGUCGGAGGAGAAGUACCGGAAGGCCAUGGUGUCCAACGCCCAGCUGGACAAUGAGAAGAACAACCUGAUGUACCAGGUGGACACGCUCAAAGACUCGCUGAUGGAGCUGGAGGAGCUGCUGUCCGAGUCGCGCCGCGAGUACGAGGAGAAAGCCAAGGACUACGAGCGGGAGAAGCACGCUCACGGCGUUCUUCAGUUCCAGUUCAAUGAAAUGAAAGAGACGCUAAAACAAAGCGAGGAGCUGCUAAACGACAUCCGUCAGCUGCGUAUGAAACAGGAGGGAUUCGUCAGAGAGAUCUCUGACUUGCAGGAAACAGUGGAGUGGAAGGAUAAAAAAAUCGGGGCCUUAGAGCGACAGAAAGAGUAUACAGACGCCAUCCGAAUCGAGCGCGAUGAGCUCAGAGAGGAGGUGGUGAAACUGAAGGAUAUUCUGAAGAAACACGGGAUCGUUUUGGGUCCUGACCUGAACAUCAACGGAGACGUUGGUGAAGCCGAAUCCGAGGGGACCCCCGCCACAAACCCCGCCGGCCAGCCGGCUCAGGAGCCUCUGAGCAGCCCGACGGAGGGAAACAGCAUGCUCGGCAACACAGAAGAGACUGAGUUCAGAAGUAGCAGGAAGGACGAUGUGGAUCCAGAGCAGCAGAAGGAAAUACUUGAGGAAUCCAAAGAGAAUCUCUUGAACUCUGGUGUACGCUGUGAUGGGGCAGAUGAGUCCACACUGGAAACAUCUGAGGAAAAACAUCUUCCAGAGACAGACUCGCCCAUAGAAGAAGGCAGCGUCGGGGAAGAUGGCAUCCACAAGGACUUAAUUAUUGAGCCCGUCGCAGAAAGCAAAGCUGUAACUGUUUCCAGCUCUGAGCAUCCAGACAAUGUUACAAAUCCUGAGGAAAGUCUUCCAGAAUUAGCCGUGUCUGAGGAGAGGGGUUUGAACGAGACGAGAUAUCCAGACAGUGAGGAAACAGAAAUCAAAAGUAGUGCUGAGACGCAUGAGAGUGAUUUUAUAGAGAGAUCCAACAACCUCUCUGAAGAACAAGACAAAGAGUUAGAAGACACUGAGGGAACAGGUUUGAUCAGCACAGAAGCUUCUCAGCAGCAAACAGCUGCAUGUGUUAUGAAAGAAGGUCCAGUAGAUGAAUCUUUUACAGAGUUAUUAAACACAGAACCCCAACAAGAGGUCAAGAACGCAGAGGAAGCCGAAAACGAUGCGGCAGAGGAAACCCCAAGUAACUCCAACAAAGGAAAGAAGAAGAAAAAGAAGAAGAAAGGCAAAAAGAAAGGAGUGACUCAAAACAACUCCCAGAACCAACAAAGCAGUGGAACAGAGAAGGAAAGUGACAAAACUGUAAAACAGGUAGAAUCAGGAGAAGUGAGUAAUGAGAGUAUAGUAGAGCCGCACGCCGACACUUCAGUCAGUGAAAACUUCAAGGAAUCAAACGAGAAUCCAGCUGAGAAUGAGCAGGAAACGCAACAAGAUGGAAGCACAGCCCAAGAAUCUAAUUCCCAGGAGAAAUGCCUCGAAGAAACACAACCUGAAUGUGAGAAGGAAGAGAAACAGGAAGAAAUCAAAACAUUGGAAGAAGUGGAAGCAGCACAACCCCCUGAAACUCUAAUCGACACAGGUGACCACAGCGUCUCUGAUGAACAGAAGAAGGAGCAAACUGAGGAAACGCCUAUUAUAGAAUCAGUUGAGGCAGUCGUACUCUCUGAUGUGGAAACACACAACGAGCUCAGAACAGAUUCCAGAGAGAACGAGAAAGAGGAUGAACUCAGUUGGGAAGGAGACAAAUUACAAGCUGUUGACCCAGAAGCUUCCCCCGGUGGUUCUAACAUCAACUCUAACAGUGGUGACAGCCUAAGCAAAGAGGGGACCGGUUUAGAUAGCACUGACAACGCAGAUCCAGUUCCAACCAGUACCAGCCUCAUCGAUGCUGAUUCAAACACUGUAGAUGAACUGAAGGAUGAAUCUGAGGCUGUUGAGGAAACGACGACUGAGUGCACAAAUAACAGCCUUGAAACGGGCAGCGACGAAAACGGCAAACUAGAAUCAUUGGUUUCAAAUGGAAGUGACGUUUCUGCCCCUGAAUCCGAGUCCCUGCAUGUCUCAUCGCCACCUACGACUGACGCUUUCAUGAGUUUGUCUGAGUCUGAGCUGUCUGACGCCACCAAAUCAGACAUUGAUCCUUCGAUUAAUGUUUUUGAGCAAAGUCCUGAGGAGGGAACUGAGGCCGUCACUAACAGUGAGGCGCCGGGAGCAGAGGCGGAGGAAGAGAGUGCUGCUUCUCCAAGUCAAGAUUCAGAGCUCGAGCCAGAAGAAACAGAAAUGGAGGAACUGGAUCAAGAUGUGACAGAGGCUGGAGUGUCGGACGAGACACACAGUUCCUCCUUUGAGGAGAAGAGUGAAAGUUCCCAUAGUGCACCAGUAAUCAAUCAGCUCACAGCUGCUGACACUGAAACUGCAGUGCAAAAUGAACAAUUAGAAGAAAGUGAGGGCAAGAUUCCACAACAUAUAGAUCAGACUGAGGAGACGGUUCCUGAAGAGAAGAGAGAAGAGGAUCAUAGUUUAGACUCUCAAGAGGAAGCCAGUAGGACUGAGAUCGGUACCUCGAUGGAGCAGGAGACAGCAGACGGAGAAGAUGAAAACAGUCAACAUGAUGAAAGUGAAGCGCUUCCUGAAUCUGUCCAAACCAAAAGUGAGAACAUGGACUCAUCACCGCCCACCCAGCUGGACAGCGAUGAAGAGGACGAGGAAGAUGAAGGGCAGUCCUUUGACUUUGACGAUCUGGAUGUGGAAGCAGCCGUCGCGCCCGACGUUUCCCACAAUCCUGAGGAGGAAGAGUUCGAGGAGGGAGUUGAAGCCACGUCGGAUGAAAGCAGUGAUGGAAGAUCGGGGCUGUGCCAAAGUGAUGCUCAGUCAGAUGGAAGAACGCGAGACGAACCGGCUGCAACAAAUGAAGAAACACCGACAGUGGACAGACUCAACCAGGCAGAUUCCAAAGCUCAGGAGAAGCAAAACCCUUUGGCUCACGGAGAGUCUCCGCCUGAGAAAGAGGAGAGCGUCCCCAAAGAGGGAGAACCGGGAGGGCCAGAGGGAGAGAAGGGCGACCUGGGCGCCGUUGUAGAGAACAUCAAACAAAAAAUGUCUUCACUCGUCGAGGAAGCGUUAGACGUCGUCAAGCUGGACUGGCAGAACGAAGCUCCGGCCCCAUUAGGGAGCACGGACCAAGUGACUGAGAGCAAAGAGCCGGCACAGCAGGCAGGGAGGGGCGCGAGGAAGGGCAAAGGCAAGGGCAAAGGCAAGGGCAAAGAGGACUGCAAGGUGGCUUAGUCCACAGCCUGAAGGGACCGGAGAUGUACCCGAGUCUCACUUCACUCGGUGGAGUGGAGCCUUUUACAACCAUCGUCUGUUUGUAAUGAAUGGAGAGCAAAUCAAACAUGUUACAAAACAACUCAUAGUCCAUCAAAUCUGAAUCCAUUUGGAGACCUUUGCACCUGAUAAAGAACCCCUGAUUUCGAUUUGAUGGAUUUUAAAGUGAAAUAAUUUCAGGAUGAACUUUUUCUUUACUAUUUUUCAAUUUCAUAGCAAAUUUGGAAGAUCUUCACUUUCUAUGCCAUUCAUAAAAUGGUUACAUCAUUAAAUUAUUUAUUAUAGGCACCACUUCAGAGAGGAUCAGGUGCUUAAAGGUCUGGAUAUCUACAUACUAAAGCUUGGUUUACCUGGGGUUUCUGUAUGUCUUUUUUUUUUUAAUGUGCCUUUUUUGACUAUCUGCAGAAGAAGAGUUAAAAAUCUACCAGUGUUCACAGAACUAUGACUCUUUUCCCCAAAAAGCAUCUGUCUGGGUUCAUAAAUCAUAUUUUCAUUGAAGUCAUGUGUUUAAGGGGCAGAGGAAUUGGAGUUUACUUUACUAGCAUGUUGCACUUACGAUAAUGGGUAACUUUUAUUAUGAACGCACAUUGGUCCUGCUGCUCCUUUUGUGUCACAGGUCAUUUAUGGUGUUGCUUUGCUAAAAAAAUAUUUUCGUUUUCACAUUCAGUGUCGAAAGAAAAGUGUGUAUUGGUAAUUCUCAUUGAGACUUUUGCUCAGAAAUCCUCACCUGUUGAUUCAAAACUUUAGACUUUGAAAAUCAAAAAGGAUGUGAACUUCACGUUUUCCUGAAUGUCAAAGCACAGCAAUGUAUAAAUUGAAUUUUUCAUUUUGUUACACUGAUUGGAAAAGAUUGAAAUAAAUCCCCUGCUGUUACCUAUUUCAAAAGUUGCCCAAAACGCCAUUCCUGCAGUUGUGUGACUUGUUGGUAUUGAUAUCCAACAUACUGAGCGUGAGUGAAGCUCCUCUCCACAGUGUGUGCAUGCUAACAUCCCUCCCUCCUCACACUCCGCUCCAUCGC